AUGGACGAAAUAAGCAGACGCCGUGUUGCAGAAGCAACGGAGUGUAUUAGGAAGGCCGAAGCAUACCUGAAAACAUCGAUCAUAAAAAUGAAAUUCAAGCCCGAUUAUGAUAAUGCAGCAAUGGAGUACGACCGAGCGGCCGUUUGCUUCAAAAAUGCUUCACAAAUGGAACAGUCACGUGAUGCUUAUCUGAAAGCUGCUGAAAUGCAUAAGGAAAAUGGCAAUUUAUUUCACUGGGCGAAAUGUAAUGAAUGUGCAGCAACGAUCUGCAAGGAAAUGGGUGAUAGCUACGGUACACUGAAGUACAUGGAUUUAGCUGCGGAUGGAUAUGCUGAAUCAGGAAGUAGCGAUUCUUCGGCUAUGGCACUUGAUAAAGCUGCAAAAUGUUUAGAAGAUAUCGACCCUGAAAAGGCUAUUAUGGUUUAUCACAAAGCGCUAUCAAUGGUUCAAGAAACUGAUCGUUCGCGUAUGGCUGGUGGAUUUAUGAAUCGACUUACUAAACUGUAUUUGAAACUGAAACAAUAUAAAGAAGCAGCUAAUAUGAUUUGUGAAGAGAUCGAGAAAUAUAUGGAAGUUAAAGAAGCUGGGCGAGUGGGACAACUAACUGUUGCUCUCGUCCUUGUCUGGCUAGCAUGUGAUGAUCCAGUAUCAGCAACAGAAAGUAUCCAAAAAUCAUUCAAGUGUGAAGAAUUUGAAAUUUCCGAAGAAGCGAAGGUUUGCUGUGCAUUAAUUUCAGCAUUUGAAUCAGGUGAUAAUAGUCGCUUCCAACAGGUCCUCCAACAGCCAAUUUUGAGGAGUAUGGAUAAUGUGUUUCUACGUUUAAUGAAAGAAUUAAGAGCCUGCUCUGAAAUAAGUGAUGUGAAUGACAACGGUAACAGUGCUGACGAUGGAGAAAAUGAUUGUGAAGAUUUGAAAUAG
This is a messenger RNA of Brugia malayi, 918 nucleotides long. RefSeq lists its product as uncharacterized. The transcript is spliced from 7 exons. Gene Ontology annotation, cellular component: SNARE complex; vacuolar membrane. Lineage: Eukaryota; Metazoa; Nematoda; Chromadorea; Rhabditida; Onchocercidae. The record is from RefSeq and is a predicted model, not a curated record. The coding region runs from base 1 to 918 and encodes 305 amino acids. Gene Ontology annotation, molecular function: soluble NSF attachment protein activity; syntaxin binding. Gene Ontology annotation, biological process: intracellular protein transport.